ACAUAAGCACAUGGAGAAGCUUAUUUCAAACUGGUCAAGCAUGGAAUCUGUGCCUGGUGGCUAUACAUUCCCACCAGAAUUAAGACCAGGUGAUACCAAAAUCCCAAUCAGCCACACCAUCCCAGUGAUUGAUCUCAGUGAAGAAUAUACUGGUGAUAGAACAAAUACAAUUCAGAAAAUUAUCAAAGCUUCUGAGGAGUUUGGAUUCUUUCAGGUUAUCAAUCAUGGAAUUCCAGAGAAUGAAAUGAAGCAAACGAUGAGCGUUUUUGAGGAGGUGUUCCAGUUGCCUGAUGAGUACGAGCAAAUCGUGUAUAAUGAUGACCCUUCUAAGACAUGUAAGAAGUUUAGUAGCAGUCUCAGGUCUGAAACCGAAGAGGUUCAUUUAUGGAGGGAGAGUUUUAGACACCCAGCAUAUCCUUUGGAGGAGUGGCAACACUUGUGGCCUGAAAAUCCAACUUCUUAUAGAAAGUGUGUUGGAGAUUUCUCGGUUAAAAUUAAGGAGUUGGGUUCCAGGAUCAUGAAUUUGAUUAGUGAAGGACUUGGUCUAGAGUGUGGAUAUUUUGACGAAGAUCUUAGCGGAUCAAUGAUUAUUUCAGUUAAUCAUUAUCCAUCUUGUCCUAACCCAAGUUUAACUCUUGGUUUAACCAAGCACUCAGAUGCUUAUCUCCUCACUAUUUUACAACAAGGUGAUGUAUCUGGGCUUCAAGUAUUAAAGGAUGGAGAAUGGAUUGGUGUUGAAGCUUUUCCUGACGCAUUUGUCAUCAACAUAGGCUAUGCUUUGAAGAUAAUAAGCAAUGGUAAGCUACAAAGUGCUGAGCACAGGGCUGUUACAAAUUCAACUCAUGCUCGCACAGCUGCUGCCUUUUUUAUAGCUCCAAAAGGUGAAUGUUUUGUAGAGCCUGCAGAAGAUAUCAUUGAUGAACACAAUCCACCAAUUUUUAAGUCGUACAAAUACCAAGAGUUCCUCUGGCGAUUCUUUGACAAACAUGGUGACAUGGAAAAGGUGAUGAAAACCUUUGAGGAAUAAAACUAAAUAUUGUGGAAGAUAAUGUAAUGUUGUAUUAGUUAAAUAUUUUAAUUUAUAAUUAAGGAUUUACUACGGCAAGUCAACAAUGCCCUUCAAUAAAUAAAGGGUUAAUAGUAAUUCAUCCUCCGGUAAUGUUAGCGAAUUUUGCUUUUCUCCCUCCCUACCUUUUGGCAACGGUGGGGUAAACCAAAACACGCUCAUAUUAAGGGAGUAAACUACUAUUAACCCAUAAAUAAAUUAAAGGAUUGGUGGAUAUGGAAGAUUUUCUAGGCUUACAAAUGGUAUCCUGAUAAUUUGUGGGGAACUCCUGGGCUUUCUCUGCUUGGCUCGAGGACUCUAUCCGGCUUUUGAAGCAAUAGCAGUUUGAGUGGCCACGACCUCCGUUUGAUGUGUUUUUGCUGCUCAGCAAAAUGUGGUGUUGUUUUCUUGCCAUACUACAGUCUUCCUCUAGUGUUUCCUCUAUUUAUCUUGAUGUUUAGUUGAUUUGGUUAUGCUUUUUUUAUUGUUGUUUAUAUUUUGUUGUUUGUCAAUAUAACUCUUAUGUCAUCUUUUAGCGCUUUGUUGUAUA
Molecule: messenger RNA, 1595 nt
Organism: Vicia villosa (hairy vetch)
Lineage: Eukaryota; Viridiplantae; Streptophyta; Magnoliopsida; Fabales; Fabaceae
Product: hyoscyamine 6-dioxygenase-like
Exons: 4
Coding region: 11-1027 (338 amino acids)
Source: RefSeq, a predicted model, not a curated record